This is a messenger RNA of Paramecium octaurelia, 513 nucleotides long. The record is from the annotation of a GenBank genome assembly. NCBI's taxonomy places the organism in Eukaryota, Ciliophora, Oligohymenophorea, Peniculida, Parameciidae.
AUGAAUCACAUGGAUUUUUGCUGUUAUUUUAAAUAUAAUAACUAAUUUAAAAUAAAUGUUUAUUUCUAAAAAAGUAUCAAUAUUGCACUAUUCAGUUUCAAAAUUUUAUAAUGGCUAAUACAUGUUUUCAAGAAUCACUAUUGUCUAUUGUCUAAAAAUUUUGAAAGAUUCGUACUUAGUAAAAUUCUUGGUUUAAUUAAAAAUAAUAAAUCAAUUGUUAUGAAUGACACUUUGGGUAUAAUGAAUAACAGGUUUCAUAAGAAGGCAAUAUAAAGUCGAAAGAGAAAUACAUCAGUAGAUACAAAUACUAUCAUUCAAAAAUAAAAAGGAAACAAAAAAAAUGAGUACUAUGAAAGAUGGUUAACUAAUUAUAAGAAACCCCAAUCAAGGUUGGAUUCUGAAUCAAAUCUAGAUAAUCAAACACCACAAACACCUAAGGCUUAGAUUCCAAUUCAAUUUGAGCCUAAAUUAAUUAGGGACGUAGUCUAGAAAUUCUAUCCUGAUAAAUAUUGA